Guyanagaster necrorhizus is the source of this 345-nucleotide messenger RNA. RefSeq lists its product as uncharacterized. The record is from RefSeq and is a predicted model, not a curated record. The coding region runs from base 83 to 307 and encodes 74 amino acids. The transcript has a single exon. Lineage: Eukaryota; Fungi; Basidiomycota; Agaricomycetes; Agaricales; Physalacriaceae.
AUAAAACGUGGGGACAAGAAUUGGUAUAAAAUGACGGCUAGUUUGCUUCCUCCUAACAAAACCUCCUCUCGCCUUUUUCAAGAUGGCAGCAGCUCCUUCUACCCUCGUCUUCCUCAAGUUCAUCCCAGGGAGCGCACCCUUGGCGUCUGAGGAGCUGCCGCACGAGCGCCCAAUCAACAGGUCCAUUCUCGCAGACAUAGCGCCGGAUCGCGAAGAUACUCUGAAAAGCCAUGCCACUACCACCGAGCAGCUUCGCCAAAGCCUCAGACUCAGGUCUGUAUCACCGCAGACGUACGUUUCCUCGUAAGUAUCUAUUUCUAAUUCUUGAUGUCUAAUUGUGAGGCU